Nerophis lumbriciformis (worm pipefish) is the source of this 3829-nucleotide messenger RNA. Its product is annotated as fibrinogen-like protein 1. Gene Ontology annotation, cellular component: fibrinogen complex. The record is from RefSeq and is a predicted model, not a curated record. NCBI's taxonomy places the organism in Eukaryota, Metazoa, Chordata, Actinopteri, Syngnathiformes, Syngnathidae. Gene Ontology annotation, molecular function: extracellular matrix structural constituent; protein-macromolecule adaptor activity. Gene Ontology annotation, biological process: fibrinolysis; positive regulation of heterotypic cell-cell adhesion; blood coagulation, common pathway.
UGUAUGCUGUGAGCUAUUCCCUGGAUCCUGACUCCUGUCCCUGUUUGCUGUUUCUGCACUAUUGGUCAGCUCGUUGUGAUCUCUCAGGGCACACAGAUGAUGAGAGUAUUUCUAUCAACAAGUGGCAGGAGGGAGUGUGUAAGUCAAGCUGGGAAGGGAGUAAAGGACAGUGAAGAGGACAGACCAGAGGACACUAACAUGAUGGCCAUGCAGACUGAAUUAUUGUCUCUCCUUUUGCAGCUGGCUGUCUCAGUGGCGGCUCCUGUGCCGUGUGAGCAGAAAGUGUCGAGUCUGGAGGAAGAGAUUGCCGGGCUGAGGAAUGUGAUCGACGACCAGCAGAGAUACAUCCAGGUGCUCCACAACCACCAGGCUCAGCUGCUGGAGCACGUCCCCAAUUCACAUCUGGGCCCCCAAAACCUCUACAGAGAUUGCUCUGAGGCGUUUUCUGAAGGGAAUGUGGCCAGUGGUUUGUACGUGAUUCGGCCCGAUGGUUCGCCCACAGCGCUCAGUGUUUACUGCGACAUGAACGACGGCGGAGGAUGGACAAUCUUUCAGAGAAGAAGAGAUGGCAAAGAGAACUUUGACAGAGCAUGGGUGGAGUACAAGCAUGGAUUUGGCGACCUCCACUCUCCAGACGGAGAAUUCUGGCUGGGCAAUGAUGCGCUACACUAUCUCUCCUCACAAGGAAAGUAUGACCUGCGCAUCAAUAUGGAGGACUUUGAUGGUAAAACACGCUUUGCAGAGUACAAGAACUUCAAAGUGGACAGUGAGAAGGACCAGUACCAGUUGCACCUAGGGGACUACAGUGGCAAUGCGGGGGAUGCUCUGGCUGACGUGCACACCAGCCAGCGUCCAGCUCCAGGCAGCGGCUUAACCAAAGUCAAAUUCAGCACCUAUGACCAGCAGCCGGGUGGCGACGCCAAGUGUGUCAGGCACAGCAAGUCCGGCUGGUGGUUCAGCAGAUGCGAUUCCGGGAACCUGAACGGCCAUUACUACAAAGGACCGUACCAGGCGUUGACUGACGACGGGGUGGUGUGGUACACAUGGCACGGCUGGUGGUACUCCAUCAAAUCUGUGGUCAUGAUGAUGCGAGCCGCGGACCUGCAAAGUCCACCGGCAACGUCCCCGAGACAGUUAGACCCAAACAGAGCAGCGGGUCAUUUUACUUAUUACUCACUUGACUGAAAUGCUGAAGCAGGGGUGUCAAACGUACGGCCCGAGGGCCGGAUCAGGCCCGCGGACAGGUUCUAUCCGGCCCGUGGGAUGAGUUUGCUAAGUAUAAAAAUGAACCUGAAAUUUUUUGAAUGAAAGAAACUGCUGUUCUAAAUGUGUCCACUCGAUCAGUGUUUUUCAACCUUUUCUGAGCCAAGGCACAUUUUUUUUCAUUGAAAAAAAUCCAGAGGCACACCACCGGGCAGAAAUAAUAAAAAAAAGAGGGACCCUUUCCCCAAAAUUAAAAAAACGGUCUGGUUCAACAGCACAAUUCUGGUCCUGUAGUUGUAGGAGACGUCUCAAAACCUCAUCAGGAGUCCCCACAAAACCCGAAAAUGGCAGAAAAUGUAUAUUUUUUGAAAACUUUUUUACGCAAAAAAUUUUGUAAGAGAAAAUUAAUAUUUUUAAAAACUUUUUCACCAAAAUGUCGUGGGGGGACCCUUACCAAACAAUUUAAAUACUGUCUUGCUUCGACAGCACAAUACUGGUCCUGUAGUUGUAGGAGAUGUCUCAAAACCUCAUCAGGAGUCCUGACAAAAUCCGUAAAUGGCAGAAAAUUUUUAUUUUUUGAAAACUUUUUUCGUUCAAAUUUUGUAAGAGAAGAUUAAUAUUUUUAAAAACAUUUUUCCACCAAAAUGUCGUAGGGGGGACCCUUACCUAAGAAUUUAAAAAAUGGUCUUGCUUCAACAGCACAAUACUGGUCCUGUAGUUGUAAGAGACUUCUCAAAACCUCAUCAGGAGUCCCGACAAAACCCGUAAAUGAAAGAAAAUGUAUAUUUUUUGAAAACUUUUUUUCGCGAAAAUGUCAUAAGGGGGGGACCCUUACACAAAAAAUGUAAAUACUGUCUUGCUUCAACAGCACAAUACUGGUCCUGUAGUUGUAGGAGAUGUCUCAAAAUCUCAUCAGGAGCCCCGACAAAACCCGUAUAUGGCAGAAAAUUGUUUUUUUUUUUUGCUUUUGUCCUCCAAAUUGUCGUAAGGGGGGACCCUUACCCAAAAAUUUAAAAACAUGUCUUGCUUCAACAGCACAAUACUGGUCCUGUAGUUGAAAGAGACGUCUCAAAACCUCAUCAGGAGUCUCCACAAAAUCCAAAAAUUGCAGAAAAUUUAUAUUUUUUGAAAACUUUUUUCGCUAAAAUUUUGUAAGAGAAAAUUUAUAUUUUUUAAACCUUUUUUCCGGCAAAAUGUCAUAAGGGGGGACCCUUACCCAAAAAUUUUACAAAUGUCCUGCUUCAACAGCACAAUACUGGUCCUGUAGUUAUAAUAGUCGUCUCAAAACCUCAUCAGGUGUCCUGACAAAACCUGUUAAUGGCAGAAAUGUGGGGGUUUUUUUAAGCUUUUUUUCCCUUAAAUGUCGUAAGGGGGUACCCUUACCCAACAAUUAAAAAAACUGUCUUGCUUCAACAGCACAAUACUGGUCCUGUAGUUGUAGGAGACGUCUCAAAACCUCAUCAGGAGUCCCCACAAAACCCGAAAAUGGCAGAAAAUGUAUAUUUUUUGAAAACUUUUUUACGCAAAAAAUUUUGUAAGAGAAAAUUAAUAUUUUUAAAAACUUUUUUCACCAAAAUGUCGUGGGGGGACCCUUACCAAACAAUUUAAAUACUGUCUUGCUUCGACAGCACAAUACUGGUCCUGUAGUUGUAGGAGAUGUCUCAAAACCUCAUCAGGAGUCCUGACAAAAUCCGUAAAUGGCAGAAAAUUUUUAUUUUUUGAAAACUUUUUUCGUUCAAAUUUUGUAAGAGAAGAUUAAUAUUUUUAAAAACAUUUUUCCACCAAAAUGUCGUAGGGGGGACCCUUACCUAAGAAUUUAAAAAAUGGUCUUGCUUCAACAGCACAAUACUGGUCCUGUAGUUGUAAGAGACUUCUCAAAACCUCAUCAGGAGUCCCGACAAAACCCGUAAAUGAAAGAAAAUGUAUAUUUUUUGAAAACUUUUUUUCGCGAAAAUGUCAUAAGGGGGGGACCCUUACACAAAAAAUGUAAAUACUGUCUUGCUUCAACAGCACAAUACUGGUCCUGUAGUUGUAGGAGAUGUCUCAAAAUCUCAUCAGGAGCCCCGACAAAACCCGUAUAUGGCAGAAAAUUGUUUUGUUUUUUUGCUUUUGUCCUCCAAAUUGUCGUAAGGGGGGACCCUUACCCAAAAAUUUAAAAACAUGUCUUGCUUCAACAGCACAAUACUGGUCCUGUAGUUGAAAGAGACGUCUCAAAACCUCAUCAGGAGUCUCCACAAAAUCCAAAAAUUGCAGAAAAUUUAUAUUUUUUGAAAACUUUUUUCGCUAAAAUUUUGUAAGAGAAAAUUUAUAUUUUUUAAACCUUUUUUCCGGCAAAAUGUCGUAAGGGGGGACCCUUACCCAAAAAUUUUACAAAUGUCCUGCUUCAACAGCACAAUACUGGUCCUGUAGUUAUAAUAGUCGUCUCAAAACCUCAUCAGGUGUCCUGACAAAACCUGUUAAUGGCAGAAAUGUGGGGUUUUUUUUAAGCUUUUUUUCCCUUAAAUGUCGUAAGGGGGUACCCUUACCCAACAAUUAAAAAAAUUGUCUUGCUUCAACAGCACAAUACUGGUCCUGUAGUUGUAGGAGACGUCUCAAAACCUCAUCAGGAGUCCCCACAAAACCCGAA